Nelumbo nucifera (sacred lotus) is the source of this 2526-nucleotide messenger RNA. NCBI's taxonomy places the organism in Eukaryota, Viridiplantae, Streptophyta, Magnoliopsida, Proteales, Nelumbonaceae. The record is from RefSeq and is a predicted model, not a curated record.
CAAUCACAAACCGGUCAGCAUCAGCUAUGCUUAUUUUUCUUGGUUUUCUUCACCACAAUCCACAAUCACGCAAUGAAGAUUCAAGAAUAACAAAGUCAUAAAACUGGGGUUAGCCAAGCCGAGCCCCAUACCAACAAAAUCAAUGGCGAUCGACCUUCCAAAUCCUAUGAAUUCCUCAAAGGUUCUUGCUGCAGUCGACAUGGGAACCAAUUCAUUUAAGAUGUUUGUCGUUCGAGCAGAACCCAGUGGCAAAUUCCUCGCAAUCGAUCGCCUUAAGGAGCCCGUCGUCCUAGGCCAGGGAAUGCUCGCCGGUGGCGGUACAAUCUCUCUCGACGCCCAACGCCGAGCCAUUACAGCGUUACAGAAAUUUGGGCAGGUCUUUCAGAGGCAGAAAGUCGACCAGACCAGGAUCGUCGCCACCUCGGCAGUAAGAGAAGCAGCCAACAGAGGUGAGUUUCUGUCUAGGGUUCGAGAGGAACUAGGAUUCGAGGUAGAUGUUUUAUCAGGGGAAGAAGAAGCUAGGCUUGUGUAUCUUGGCGUUCUUCAGUUCCUAACGGUUUAUGACAAAAAUGUUCUCACUGUUGAUAUUGGAGGGGGUUCAACUGAAUUCGUUAUAGGAAAGCAAGGGAAGGUGAUUUUUGGGACCUCGUUGAAGCUAGGCCAUGUUUCUUUGACAGAAGCAUUUAUUAGGAAUGAUAAAAUCGUAGAUAUGCAGAACCAUAUUCGCUCUGUCCUGCGCCAAUCUGGAUUGGUUGAGAAGGUUAGGGAGAUAGGUUUUGAGAUUGCCAUUGGUUCUUCAGGUACGAUCCGGUCUAUUGAGAAAGCCGUUUUCCUUGGUUAUGCUCGUGAUCUGAUGAAUGCUGUCACAUCCUUUGGGGAGUUCCGAAGGGAUUGGAAGUUCCGUAAGGAUGAAUUGCGUGAUGUAGUCAAGAGGCUGGUGAGUCCGGAUAAAGGAGGAGAAGAAGAAGAGGCGAGGAGAGUUGGGUUUUUCAAGAGACGUUCAGAAUAUAUUCUUGCUGGUGCAGUUUUGUUGUUGGAAAUAUUUGAGAUUCUUAGCAUUGAUGAGAUGGCCGUUUCUGGGUAUGCAUUGGGAGAAGGGGUUAUCGCGGAAAUUCUUUCAAGGACUUGUCAGGGCUACAAUGUCAGGGUGAAUGCGAGGUGGCGAUCAGUUGUUCACUUAGCCACAAGGUUUAACAGUGAGAAGAAGAUGAAAAUGGCUGCAUGCUGUGCAUGUAUUGCAAAGGAGAUUUUUGAAGGUCUCAGAUUAUCUGCUGAUCCUGCUGCUCAACAAUGUAUCUCUUUGGAUGAGAAAGAUCUUGAAUAUCUUGAAGCUGCAUGUUUACUCCACAAUAUUGGAAUGUUUGUUGGGAAAAAAGGAUAUCAUAAACAGUCAUACCAUAUUAUCAAGAAUGGUGAACAUCUCCAUGGUUACAAUGCUGAUGAGGUCGAGCUGAUAGCCCUCCUUGCAAGAUAUCACAGGAAGAAGUUCCCAAAAUUGGGUCAUGCUUCUCUUCAGGACUUUCCAAAGGAGGUAAAACAAAAAUUUAGAAUCCUCUGUGCAAUUAUAAGAAUUUCUGUUGCGGUACAGCAGUGCCAGUGGAUGACCUUUCAGAGGCUGGAAACUUCAAAUUCUGAUGAAGGUUUUAAACUGGGAAGUAGAGGCAAUGGUGGAGUUGCUGCAAAAAUUAUAUGAUAUUCAGGUGGACAUUCGGGAGUGCUGACAGAAGAGCAUGGAAAUGGGACAAAUCUGGCAAUUUUUCAGCUAAAUCCUUCUAUAAUGCUAUCUCAAGAUCGAAAGAUCAGAACAUUCCAGUACAGGUUGUCUGGUGUGAGAAUGUUCCCACCAAGGUGGCCUUCUUUGCUUGCCCGAAUAGACUCUUAACCUGGGACAAUUUGGUGAGAAAGGGGAUGCAGGUGGCCUCCACUAACUGUGUUUUCUGUGAGGCUCAAGAGGAAUCUGUGUAUCAUCUGCUGCUACAUUGUAGUUUUGCCCAAGAGGUUUUGUUCAAAAUCUGGAACCUGUUUGAAGUAAAAAGAUGCUGUCCGGAAUUGGUUAUGGAUUUUGUAAGAGGUUGGAGCAUAGGGGGUUUAUCCAUGAAAGGAAAACUGGCUUGGAACAUGGUGCCUGCAACUGUUUUUUGGUGUAUAUGACAGGAGAGAUGCAAGAAUUUUCAUGAACAAGAGCAGCCCUAUUGACUCGGUGUUUCAGAGAAUAGUGGGCAAAGUGAUGUCUUCGCUAUCUGUAUACAAGCUGUUCAUGGAUAGGGAUUACAACACUUUUUUGUACACGAGAAUCUAUUUUUGUAAAGCAGGGCUGCAGGGGUAUAAGUCUGCUUGGGCAGCGUUUAGUAAAGCAUAAUCUGCUUUGAUUGUAUUACAGUCUUUUUUGUCAAAUUUUCAUGGUUAUUGCAUUGGUCUGAGAUUAUUGACAGGUACUUGGCAAAAUAAUGGAUCAACCUCUACCCCCUGGUAGUGUGCAUCAGACAGUGGAGGAUGUUGAGGAAAUAUUAACACCAGAGUUGGAGU